Camarhynchus parvulus is the source of this 2419-nucleotide messenger RNA. It is a transcript of the gene GALNS, whose product is annotated as galactosamine (N-acetyl)-6-sulfatase. Gene Ontology annotation, molecular function: N-acetylgalactosamine-6-sulfatase activity; arylsulfatase activity. The record is from RefSeq and is a predicted model, not a curated record. The coding region runs from base 10 to 1584 and encodes 524 amino acids. The transcript is spliced from 14 exons. NCBI's taxonomy places the organism in Eukaryota, Metazoa, Chordata, Aves, Passeriformes, Thraupidae.
CCGGUUGCCAUGGCGAGCGCGGCGCCGGGGCCGCGGGGCCUGCGCUGGGCCCUGGGCCCGCUGGGGCUCUGCUGGGCCCUGCUGGGCCCCGCCACCGCCACCACCAACAUCGUCCUGCUGCUCAUGGACGACAUGGGCUGGGGGGAUUUGGGAGCUUUCGGAGAGCCUUCUAAGGAAACCCCUAACCUAGACCAGAUGGCUGCAGAAGGGAUGCUGUUCCUGGAUUUUUACACUGCCAGCCCCCUCUGCUCUCCCUCAAGGGCAGCCCUGCUGACGGGCCGGCUCCCGGUCAGGAAUGGCUUUUACACCACCAAUGGACAUGCCAGGAACGCAUACACACCACAGGACAUAGUAGGAGGAAUCCCAGAUUCUGAAUUACUGCUUCCAGAGCUCCUGAAGAAAGCUGGUUACACCAAUAAGAUCAUUGGCAAAUGGCACUUGGGGCACAGGCCCCAGUUCCACCCCCUGAGGCACGGCUUUGAUGAGUGGUUUGGGUCCCCAAACUGCCACUUCGGGCCCUACGACAGCACCGAGCGCCCCAACAUCCCCGUGUACAGGGACUGGGACAUGGCUGGCAGAUACUAUGAGGACUUCAAAAUUGAUCUGAAGACAGGUGAAGCCAACUUGACUCAGCUCUACCUCCAGGAAGCUCUGGAUUUUAUUAGCAAGCAGCAGGCCAGCCAGCAGCCAUUCUUUUUAUACUGGGCAAUUGAUGCUACCCACGCUCCUGUUUAUGCCUCCAAACAGUUCCUGGGCACGAGUCAGAGAGGGCUGUAUGGGGAUGCUGUGAGGGAGAUCGAUGACAGCGUUGGGAAAAUCCUGAAGCACCUCCAGCAGCUGGGCAUCAGUGAGAACACCUUUGUGUUCUUCACCUCUGAUAACGGGGCUGCUCUCAUUUCAGCUCCCAAGCAAGGAGGAAGCAAUGGGCCUUUCCUGUGUGGCAAACAAACCACCUUCGAGGGUGGCAUGAGGGAGCCGGCCAUCGCCUGGUGGCCCGGCCACAUCCCUGCAGGAGGGGUCAGCCAUCAGCUGGGCAGUGUGAUGGAUCUGUUCAGCACCAGCCUCUCCCUGGCGGGUCUGCAGCCUCCCAGUGACAGACAGAUUGAUGGCAUCGACCUUUUACCUGUCAUCCUGCAGGGCAAGCUAAUUGACAGGCCCAUUUUCUAUUAUCGUGGCAACGAGCUGAUGGCAGUGAGAGCUGGGCUGUACAAAGCUCACUACUGGACCUGGAGCAACUCCUGGGAGGAGCACAGCAAGGGCAUCGAUUUCUGUCCUGGCCAGAGCGUGGAUGGAGUGACCACACACACCCAGGAGGAGCACACCUACCUGCCCCUGCUCUUCCACCUGGGCAGGGACCCUGGGGAGAAGUACCCCUUGAGCUUUGCCAGUGAGGAGUACCAGCAGGCUGUGGAGCACAUCUCAGGGCUGGUGCAGCAGCACAAGGCCACCCUGGUGCCAGGCCAGCCCCAGCUGAACGUGUGUGACCAGGCUGUCAUGAAUUGGGCCCCUCCAGGCUGCGAGAAGCUUGGGAAGUGCCUGAAAGCACCAGAGUCUGAUCCUAAGAAAUGCUCUUGGCCUCACUGAUGGCUGCAGCCCUGCAGAGCUGCCCAGAGGCAGCUGGACAUGCAGCGUGCAAUGCCUGCUCCUGUUGGCACUCCUGUUUACACAGGAAGGGUGUGAUGUGUGCAUGAUAUCAUCACUUGCUCUUCCAAAAGGGCCAGUGUUUAUAUUCCUCAUGCUCAGGGUUUAGCCUCUACUCCUCUCUUGCCCCAGCUCUUUCCCUAAAUGGUAACUCCAGUGAGGAUUGGGUCAGCUGGAAAAGCUCUCUGGACUCUGCCAUCAGCUCCAAAAUGCCCUGGAUCACUCCUGCUCCUUCUACCCAGCCUUGCUCACUCAGCUGCCCCAACAGGAGCCACGGGACAGGUCAGGAAACUCAGAGCUGCCAGAGAGCCCUGCCCAAACUGCCCAUGUUUUGUUUGCCUGUAGCUUGUUGUUUUAACAUUUCAUUUCCAUUGUGAACUCUGGACAUCAGGUUGUUUUUCCUUUCUCCCCAAAUCUGUGAGUUCUGGGUGCAAACCAGGGAUCCCUCCUGCUCACAGCUGGGGGGUUUGGAUCCAGGGAGAAUGCCCUGAGUUCCUUCCAUGUGUAGCUGCAAACAUUCCCCAGGCCAUGGUUUCAGGAAAGGUGGGGAUUGUGUUUAGGUGAGUGUUACUUUGGGGUUACAGCCCCUGCCAGUGCCUGAAGGAGCUCCAGGAGAGCUGGAGAGGGAAUUUGGGCAAGGGCCUGGAGGGUCAGGACACAGGGAAUGGCUCCCACUGCCAGAGGGCAGGGAUGGAUGGGAUAUUGGGAAGGAAUUCCUCCUUGUAGGAGUGGUGAGGCCCUGGCACAGGUUCCCAGAGCAGCUGGGGCUGCCCCUGCA